UAAAAUUGAUCUUUUACGCUAGCUUACGAAGUGUAAUGUUUAUUUUUCCCAGUGUCGUUACAUCAUCGGUGGAAGGAUCCAGGUGGUGUGAAGGAAAGUGUUCAUGGCGACCAACUUCAGAGAGUAUACUGGAAGCUGCGGAAGCAAAAAUUUUGCAAUUUAUCAAGACUCACUAUGAAAGCAAAUAUGUUCCUAUAGAAAAUCAGCAAAAAAUAUGGACAUUAAAAUUCAAUCCUAAUGCGACAAAGGUACCUUUGGUAAUGGUUCAUGGCUUUGGAGGAGGUGUAGGUCUCUGGGCAAUGAACAUUGAUGCUUUAGCAAAGGAAAGGACUAUUUAUGCUAUGGAUGUGUUGGGAUUUGGCCGCAGUUCACGACCUAAAAUAAGUUCCAGUCCAGAAGAAGCUGAAAAGGAAUUUGUGGACUCAAUUGAACAAUGGCGACACCAACUUGGACUGGAAAAAUUUGUUCUCUUGGGACACAGCUUUGGCGGCUUCCUGGCAAGUUCCUAUGCUCUCAGACAUCCCUCCAGAGUGCAGCAUCUUGUCCUUGUGGAUUCGUGGGGCUUUCCUGAGAAACCACCUGAUAUUGAGAAUAACUUUCCGAUGUGGGCGAGGGUGUUAAAAGCUGUUAUCAUGCCAUUUAACCCACUUGCAGGAUUGCGAGCGGCUGGUCCUUGGGGUCCAUCAUUGGUCCAGAAAUUUAGGCCCGACUUUCAAAGGAAGUAUUCUCGUCUUCUGACAGAAGAUGACACCAUUCUCAAUUACAUCUACCACUGUAAUGCUCAAAAACCCAGUGGUGAAACUGCUUUCAAGAAGAUGUCAGCUUCUUUUGGCUGGGCCAAGUUUCCCAUGAUUCACAGAAUCAGUGGAGUUGACAAAAACAUUCCUAUGACAAUGAUCCAUGGUUCAGAGUCUUGGAUUGAUGAUUCCACAAGUUACGAAACUAAAUAUCUUCGAAAUGGCAGUUAUGUGGAUGUUCAAGUCAUUCCUGAAGCAGGACACCACGUUUACGCUGAUCAGCCUGAUGCAUUCAAUUUAAUGGUAGAUAAAAUUUGUCGAAAAGAAGAUGAAAAGAUCGAUGUUGUUGUCAAUUGAG
This is a messenger RNA of Orbicella faveolata, 1095 nucleotides long. Its product is annotated as (Lyso)-N-acylphosphatidylethanolamine lipase-like. NCBI's taxonomy places the organism in Eukaryota, Metazoa, Cnidaria, Anthozoa, Scleractinia, Merulinidae. The record is from RefSeq and is a predicted model, not a curated record. Gene Ontology annotation, molecular function: carboxylic ester hydrolase activity; lysophosphatidic acid acyltransferase activity. Gene Ontology annotation, biological process: lipid homeostasis; phosphatidic acid biosynthetic process. Gene Ontology annotation, cellular component: mitochondrion.